CAGGUCGCCAUUAUUUUUAAGUCGUUUGUCGUUGACACGUUCAAAAAUCAUCAUUCGUGCACAUUAUUCGCGGUAGUGCAAUAUACUCAGUGGUGUAGAGUCAAGGUAAGAAUUCACUCAAAAGGCAGCUCAGUUUGAGACUCAAUAUGACCGGAAUGUUGCCGAUUUUUAAGAUUAACCUAAGAAUUAGCCUCAGUAGCCUCUGCCUUAUGGUCUUAAGUCCCCUAUUUGUUAAUUCGUUUAUGCUCGAUCCUCAUAGCCGCGCAAAAAUAAAAUUAGAGUCUCAGCAAGUUGAGUUGGCCCAGCUGACCUACGCGAACCUCCUGAGCGUGGCGACUGUGGGGACCCCUCUGUUUUUGUCCCCUACCAUCAAAAGAGGAGACAUCGCUGAGGCUCGACGACUUGCCGCAGUCCUGCCAAUCCCACCUCUACUCCCGGGAAUCGAGAGUUUUUCCGGUUUCAUCACCGUCAACGAAAACCUCGGAUCCAACCUGUUUUUCUGGAUGUUCAAAUCCUUGGAGGGCGACUGGACGUCGAAGCCACUCAUCAUUUGGAUCCAGGGCGGACCUGGCUUGACGGCCAUGUUCGGAUUGGUCGAAGAAAUCGGACCUUUUACCGUCAAUCAAAAGGUUAAUGCCUUCAGAAGGAAGUACACGUGGUGCCGGAAGUACAAUCUACUGUUCAUUGACAGCCCUGUUGGAACUGGGUUCAGCUUCACGGCACAUGACGCCGGCUACCCAACUUCAGACCUGGGUGUAGCGAUAGACCUCUACGCCUUCCUCGUCCAGUUCUACGCUAUGUUCCCGGAGUUGAAGAGUAACCCGAUGUUCCUCAUAGGUGAGUCUUACGCCGGUAAGAUGAUCCCCGCUUUCGCACAUUACAUCCACCUGCGAAACAAGGAAAACGAGGGCAAAGGUUUCGUGGUACCCCUGACCGCAGUGGCAGUGGGGAACGGCUUCUCGGAUCCCAUCUCCAUGCUGGACUACUCGAACUACCUCUACCACCUUGGUUACCUCGAUCGAGCCGGGAGGGACCUGAUACGAACGUACGAGGACCAAAUUCGAGCCGCGAUCAGAGCCAAUAAGUGGGUCGAAGCCAGAAACAUCUUUUACGAUAUGAUGUUCGGGGCCAUUUACAACAUCACACAACUGAUCGCCCCUUACAACUACAUCCACGACGGCGCCGCGUCCAAUCCACCCACCUACGAGUUCUUCAUGAGACCGGACGUGAGAGCCGCGAUCCACGUCGGCAACUUAAAGUUCAACUUCAUGAGCGACAAAGUUUGGGACUCGAUGGCCGCGGCGUUCAUGCAGUCGGCCAAGCCUUGGAUCGAGGACAUCUUGAAUUGGGGGGAGUUCUCUUACGUGUCGUUCAGCGGGAUGUUGGACAUCAUCUGCGCCUACACCUUGAGCGAGAAUAUGUUCUACGACCUCAACUGGAAGCACGCGGCUGCUUACGCGACGGCGAAGAGGUGUCCGUAUUAUAUGAAUGGGUGGCUCGCUGGAUACGUGAAAACAGUUGGCGUCUUUACAGAAGUCUCGUUGCGGACCGUUGGGCAUAUGGUUGCCUACGAGGAGCCCGAGAUCGGGUUCACCUUCUUGGACACGCUCAUGACGAACAGGACGUUAGGGUUUAGGUGUGAUUGAGUAAGCCCGCCUGAAUAGUUUUCUUAUCGAUAGCUAGGGUGUAAUACAGUGGACUCUCGAUAAUUCGAGAACCUCGUUAAUUCGAAGGAAAGUCCGUUUCCCUUGAAAAUCUCCCGGUAAUUCGAAGAAAAUCAAUGUAUUUUUUUCCCCUCGUUAUUUCGAAAUUUUUAA
Bemisia tabaci is the source of this 1817-nucleotide messenger RNA. Its product is annotated as venom serine carboxypeptidase. NCBI's taxonomy places the organism in Eukaryota, Metazoa, Arthropoda, Insecta, Hemiptera, Aleyrodidae. Gene Ontology annotation, biological process: proteolysis. The record is from RefSeq and is a predicted model, not a curated record. Gene Ontology annotation, molecular function: serine-type carboxypeptidase activity.